AUGAGUAGCACCUACUGUGGCAACUCUUCAGCUAAGAUGAGUGUUAAUGAAGUAUCUGCUUUCUCACUGACUCUGGAGCAAAAAACUGGCUUUGCUUUCGUGGGGAUUUUGUGUAUCUUCUUGGGACUUCUUAUUAUCAGAUGCUUCAAAAUCCUAUUAGACCCGUACAGUAGCAUGCCUUCCUCUACAUGGGAAGAUAAAGUCGAAGAGUUUGACAAAGGGACGUUUGAAUAUGCGCUUGCAUGAGAUAUCCAGCUUUCCGGUUUUUAUGGUUAUCCAUUUGUAAUUACCAUGAGUGUGCUGGAGAGAGGCUCAUUUCACUUACUGAAUUCAAUAAAUGUCUGUGGUUAGUUUAUUCACCAUGCUGAGUAAAUGAUAACCCACUGUCGGGUUUCUCACUUUCCUCUGUCCCCUAAUGACUACCA
Messenger RNA from Trichechus manatus latirostris (Florida manatee), 425 nucleotides. RefSeq names its product cortexin 2 (gene CTXN2). NCBI's taxonomy places the organism in Eukaryota, Metazoa, Chordata, Mammalia, Sirenia, Trichechidae. The transcript has a single exon. The record is from RefSeq and is a predicted model, not a curated record. The coding region runs from base 1 to 246 and encodes 81 amino acids.